AUGUUGUGGGACUCACACGAACUCCUUGGGCCUGAAGCUGUAGUGUAACUUGCUGUUAUCCCUGUCCCAGAUUUCAUCUUCCAGAAGGAGCUGUUUGCUGCCAGAGACACAGACCCCAUGCACAACCUCUCUGCUCAGCCCUGGCAGGCGAAGAUGGCCAACCUGACCUACGACAACUUUACCCUGGGCAACCGCUCCGAGGUGGCCAUCCAGCCUCCCACCAACUACAAGACGGUGGAGCUGGUUUUCAUCGCCACGGUCACCGGCUCGCUCAGCCUCGUCACCGUGGUGGGGAACAUCCUGGUGAUGCUGUCCAUCAAGGUGAACCGCCAGCUCCAGACUGUCAACAACUACUUCCUCUUCAGCCUGGCCUGCGCGGACCUCAUCAUCGGGGUCUUCUCCAUGAACCUGUACACGGUCUACAUCAUCAAAGGCUACUGGCCACUGGGGGCUGUGGUGUGCGACCUGUGGCUGGCCCUGGACUAUGUGGUGAGCAAUGCCUCUGUCAUGAACUUACUCAUCAUCAGCUUUGACCGGUACUUCUGUGUCACCAAGCCCCUGACGUACCCAGCCAGGAGGACCACCAAGAUGGCAGGGCUAAUGAUCGCGGCUGCGUGGGUAUUGUCCUUCAUUCUCUGGGCCCCUGCCAUCUUGUUCUGGCAGUUCAUUGUGGGCAAGAGGACAGUCCCUGAGAGGGAAUGCUACAUCCAGUUCCUCUCCAACCCGGCGGUGACCUUCGGCACGGCCAUCGCUGCUUUCUACCUGCCCGUGGUCAUCAUGACGGUGCUGUACAUCCACAUCUCCCUGGCCAGCAGGAGCAGGGUGAGGAGGCACAAGCCUGAAAGCAGGAAAGAGAGGAAAGGCAAGUCCCUCAGCUUCUUCAAGGGCCCUGUGAUCAAACAGAACAACAACAACUCCCCCAAGAGGGCCGUGGAGGUGAAGGAGGAGGUGAGGAAUGGGAAAGUGGAUGACCAGCCCUCAGCACAGACAGAGGCCACUGGCCAUCAGGAGGAGAAGGAGACUUCCAACGAGUCCAGCACGGUCAGCAUGACCCAGACCACAAAAGACAAGCCCACAGCAGAAAUCUUGCCAGCAGGGCAAGGACAGAGCCCGUCCCACCCCCGGGUGAACCCGUCUUCCAAGUGGUCCAAGAUUAAAAUCGUCACCAAGCAGACUGGGACCGAAUGUGUCACCGCCAUAGAGAUUGUCCCAGCUAAGGCAGGAGCCUCUGACCACAACUCCCUGGCCAACAGUCGCCCGGCCAACGUUGCCAGGAAGUUUGCCAGCAUCGCCAGGAGCCAAGUACGGAAGAAGCGCCAGAUGGCAGCCCGGGAGAAGAAAGUCACCCGGACCAUAUUUGCUAUCCUGCUAGCCUUCAUAGUCACAUGGACUCCAUACAACGUGAUGGUCCUCAUUAACACCUUCUGUGAGACCUGCGUCCCCGAAACAGUGUGGUCCAUCGGCUACUGGCUCUGCUACGUCAACAGCACCAUCAACCCAGCCUGCUACGCCCUCUGCAAUGCCACUUUCAAGAAAACCUUCAAGCACCUUCUCAUGUGCCAGUACAGGAACAUUGGCACAGCCAGAUAA
Messenger RNA from Gavia stellata (red-throated loon), 1590 nucleotides. It is a transcript of the gene CHRM4, whose product is annotated as cholinergic receptor muscarinic 4. Gene Ontology annotation, biological process: chemical synaptic transmission; G protein-coupled receptor signaling pathway, coupled to cyclic nucleotide second messenger; regulation of locomotion. NCBI's taxonomy places the organism in Eukaryota, Metazoa, Chordata, Aves, Gaviiformes, Gaviidae. The record is from RefSeq and is a predicted model, not a curated record. Gene Ontology annotation, cellular component: plasma membrane; dendrite; synapse. Gene Ontology annotation, molecular function: G protein-coupled serotonin receptor activity; G protein-coupled acetylcholine receptor activity. The transcript has 2 exons.